This is a messenger RNA of Myotis davidii, 1550 nucleotides long. It is a transcript of the gene XXYLT1, whose product is annotated as xyloside xylosyltransferase 1. The transcript is spliced from 4 exons. Gene Ontology annotation, molecular function: UDP-xylosyltransferase activity. Bases 1 to 777 code for a protein of 258 amino acids. NCBI's taxonomy places the organism in Eukaryota, Metazoa, Chordata, Mammalia, Chiroptera, Vespertilionidae. The record is from RefSeq and is a predicted model, not a curated record.
AUGGAGAGGCACUGUGUGUCUCCCUCUGUGGCCCACGUGGGUGCUGGGUGUCUGGAGCCGAUUUGCUCACUCCUGUGGUUUCCUCCGGCCCCGCUGCAGGUCGUCUUCCACGAUGUCGCCGUGCUGACUGACAAGCUCUUCCCCAUCGUGGAGGCCAUGCAGAAGCACUUCAGCGCCGGCUCCGGGACCUACUACAGCGACUCCAUCUUCUUCCUCUCAGUUGCCAUGCAUCAGAUCAUGCCCAAAGAGAUCCUGCAGAUAAUACAGCUGGACCUAGACCUAAAGUACAAGACCAACAUCCGGGAAUUGUUCGAGGAGUUUGACAAUUUCCUGCCAGGCGCCAUCAUUGGCAUCGCGAGAGAGAUGCAGCCGGUGUACAGGCACACAUUCUGGCAGUUCCGCCAUGAGAACCCCAAGACCCGGGUCGGGGGCCCGCCUCCCGAGGGGCUCCCUGGCUUCAACAGCGGGGUGAUGCUGCUGCACCUGGAGGCCAUGCGCCAGUCCCCGCUCUACGGCCGCCUGCUGGAGCCGGCGCAGGUGCAGCAGCUGGCCGACAAGUACCACUUCCGAGGCCACCUCGGGGACCAGGACUUCUUCACCAUGAUCGGCAUGGAGCACCCCGAGCUCUUCCAUGUGCUGGACUGCACCUGGAACCGGCAGCUCUGCACCUGGUGGAGGGACCACGGCUACAGUGACGUCUUCGAGGCCUACUUCCGGUGCGAGGGCCACGUCAGGAUCUACCACGGGAACUGCAACACCCCUAUCCCGGAGGUCUAGGCUUCCAUUUUGAGAGAAAGAACAAACAGAACUUCUGCAGCUCCCAGUGAGCCAGAGCUGGCCCGGAUUUUAAGCAUUCAAACGGAGGCGACCUCCCACGCGUGCCCCCAGGAGGCUGCACUCACGCCCAGGAUGCUCACGUUGCCUGCUGCAGGGGUGAAGACCGCCGCCGCCUCUUGGGAGAGGGCCUUCAGUGCCAGCGGUGGCCCACAUCCCAAAGCUGGUCUCCUUACACGGCUUCGCAGCUCUCACCUCCCAGCUGCGUCACAGACCUCUGCAUCCCCUGUUCGGCUGGGCCAGCUCCAGGGGACGAGACUGUGCUCAGAAAUCAAAUCCGUCAUCAAAGAACAGAGGUCGGCCACCCCCGAAGGCAUGCAAUGGGGUUGUCUGGGCUGGGAAGACUCAUUCCUUCCAACGAGGAGCCCAGCCGUGCUCGCGUGUGACCACGUGGCUCGGUCGGGCUGGUGCUCCGAGGCCUGUAAGCAUUCCAGUCUCUGUUUAGAACACCCUCCUCCAGACUUUCCCACUGCACAGGUCAGACCUGCCCCUUAGAAGCAUUCAGGCUGUUUUUAAAGUCCUUCUAGUGAGUUCUCCUGCAGGGGAGCCGCACACAGGACGCUCCUCCGGGCCCACUGCGCGGAGUCCAGCUGAAGUCCUUGGGGAAGACAUGUUGCUGGAUUUUCAUCUUAUUUUAUUUCAGUUUCAUUUACUUUUUUAUUUCCUUUCAUCGUGAGUGAGAAUAGCGAAUAAAUAAUCUUCAAGAACACAGUUUA